CGGGACUUUAUGAUGCAUCCCUCACGGUGAUUGGUGGACACACUCAGUCCCAUGAAAACAUACCUUCUGUUUGACAUACUCGGUGGCGGAACAAGGAGCAAGAUUCUUCCGUCAAAACGCUCCUCUUUUACUCAUAAACGGAGAUGGCGCAGUGGUGCCAGCUUCAGAUGCUGGACUCCAAGUACCUGGAGCAAGUAGACCAGCUGUACAACGACUCCUUCCCAAUGGACAUCAGACAGUACCUGAGCAAGUGGAUUGAGGGCAUCGAUUGGGAUUGUGUGUCUGUUCAAGAUUCGUUAGCGACUGUUCGCUUCCAUGAACUCCUGGCUCAGAUCGAUGACCAACACAGUCGCUUCGCGCUGGCCGGUAACUUCCUGCAGCAACAUAACUUCCGCAAGCUCAAGAGGAACCUUCAGGAUCGAUUCCAGGAAGACCCAAUCCACCUGGCCAUGAUCAUCUCCAAAAUCCUAAAGGACGAGGCCUUGAUCCUAGAGAUGGCCAACAGUGCAAAGGUAGAAUGGAAUUACCAACAAAACUAUGGACGCGCACCAAAAAUGUAUGCCCUUUUGCAGGAAAGUGAGGACAAUGUGUCAGCCAUGGUGGUGGAGAAACAGAAGCUGGACAACAAAGUGCAGGAGAUAAGGGAACAAGCUCAGAUGGCGGAUCAAAACAUCAAACAUUUGGAAGAUCUACAAGAUGAAUAUGACUUCAAGCUAAACACUUGGAAGACCUUAGAGAACGAAUUUAAUGACAUGACACCAAAGGAACAGGAGAGGCAGAAGAUGAUCAUCAGUAGGAUGUGCUUGGAGCUGAAGACCAAACGACAGGACGUCGUUCACCAGCUGACCGAGCUACUGAACGUCAGUCAGACUUUACUGUCGGACCUGAUCUCAGAGGAGCUGCCCGAGUGGAAGCAGCGGCAGCAGAUCGCCUGCAUCGGUGGACCGCCCAAUGCUUGCCUGGACCAGCUGCAGAAUUGGUUCACCACACUCGCAGAGACCCUUCAACAGGUUCGCCAGCAUCUGAAGAAGCUGCAAGAAUUGGAGCAGAAGUUCACUUAUGAAAGCGACCCCAUCACCAAGAAGAAAGAUUUCCUUGAGGACCUAGCUAUGGAUAUACUUAAUAACCUCCUUAGCAACGCUUUGGUUGUGGAGAGGCAGCCCUGCAUGCCCGCCUACCCACACAGACCACUGGUGCUGAAAACCGCCGUCCAGUUCACUGUAAAACUGCGGUUCCUGGUGAAGUUGCCCGAGUUUAACUACCAGCUCAAAGUCAAAGCUGUGUUUGACAAGGAUGUGGCUGAAAAGAAAGGGUUCCGCAAAUUCAACAUCCUGGGAACAAACACCAAAGUCAUGAACAUGGAGGAGUCCAACGGCAGCCUGGCCGCAGAGUUCAGACAUCUGCAAUUAAAAGAUCAGAAAAUAUCAGUCAAAAAUAACGAGGUACAAAUGAUGGUUACCAAGGAGCUCCAUUUGCUGAGCUUUGAGUCGAUGCUGCAGCAUGACCAGUCGGGGAUCAAAAUCCAACUGGAGGCGCUGUCUCUACCCGUGGUGGUGAUCUCCAAUGUGAUCCAGCUGCCCAGCGGCUGGGCCUCCAUUCUCUGGUACAACAUGCUGACCACUGAGCCGAAGAACCUGGAUUUCCUCUUGGAUCCUCCGUCGGCAAAGUGGUCCAGGCUCUCCGAGGUUCUAAGCUGGCAGUUUUCCUCCGUCACCAAGCGAGGCCUGAACCAGGAGCAGCUUAACAUGCUGGCCGACAAGCUGCUGGGAUCCAAAGCUCAGAGGAACCCAGACGGGCUGAUUCCCUGGAACAAGUUUUGCAAGCAAAGCGCCAGUGAGAAAACGAUUUCCUUCUGGUUGUGGAUUGAUAGCAUCCUGGAAUUGAUUAAGAGACACCUGCUUUUACCCUGGAAUGACGGCUACAUCAUGGGGUUCAUCAGUAAGGAGCGCGAGCGGGCUCUGCUGAGCGACAAGUGUCCAGGGACCUUCUUGCUCAGGUUCAGCGAGAGCAGCAAAGAAGGAGCCAUUACCUUCACGUGGAUCGAACAUGACAUACACGACAACCCCAUCUUCCACUCAGUGGAGCCGUACACAAAGAAGGAUUUGACCGCGGUCCGGCUGGCCGACAUCAUCCGCACCUACAAGGUGAUGGCGGCGGACGACAUCCCUGAUAAUCCGCUCCGCUUCCUCUACCCUAACCUCCCAAAAGACGACGCCUUCGGGAAAUACUACACCAAAAACGCAGAAGCUCCAGAGCCCAUGGAGGUGGAGAACAUAAACACCGGCUACAUGAAGACGGAGCUCAUCUCAGUCUCAACAGUACCUCCGUCCCACAUGCAGGGCAAAAUAAUGCCCAUGACACAUGAGGUGUACGAGCUUUUGGAGCAGUCAGUCAGUCCCAAAGACAUCAAAGACGCAAUGAACGGCGACUUGACCAUCUGAGCUGAAGAGCAGCAAAAAAUCGUCAAGCCUGCGAAGGAGCAGUUACCAUGGAGAGCGAAGUCAGACGGGACAGGGACAACCCAACAGCGCCUUUGGAACAGUUUAUCAGACCUUGUGGAGAAGCAGAGGAUGGACUUUUUUUGGGAGGAGCCAGAAGAAGCAGGAUGUCUCCCUUUCCCUACUGGUGGCCAUGAGGUAUUUAUUGGCUUUAAACAAUCCAACUGUGAAGUUCUCCUCCCUUCAGCAGCAGCUCUAAAAGUAUCUGUUAUACUGUUUGAUAUUACAAUUGUAUUCAGUUUAAAGGCUCAUAGACAUAAAUACACAAGUGUGCUAUAGAAUGGGAUUAUUCCUGCCAUUUACUUUGACUAUAAAAGCUCCUUUAGCGUGGCCGCACGUUGUGUUUAGGCGGUCGGCGCCGUAAGUGAUCAUGUGGAUGCUUGCUUACGUCAGUGUAAGACGGGCGAGGAGACUUAGAUUGUUGUCACGUCAAAAAAUAAACGCCUGGCUAAAGUUUAGAUUACCAAGUUGUGAGUAAAUAAAUGUACUGCAUUCAAAUAAAAACAUUUGAAAAUGUUCCUGAAUUACAUUCCGACAAUAAAAUGGCCUUUGUGUCCAAA
This is a messenger RNA of Nerophis ophidion (straightnose pipefish), 3058 nucleotides long. It is a transcript of the gene stat1a, whose product is annotated as signal transducer and activator of transcription 1a. Gene Ontology annotation, molecular function: RNA polymerase II cis-regulatory region sequence-specific DNA binding; DNA-binding transcription factor activity, RNA polymerase II-specific. The record is from RefSeq and is a predicted model, not a curated record. Lineage: Eukaryota; Metazoa; Chordata; Actinopteri; Syngnathiformes; Syngnathidae. Bases 144 to 2441 code for a protein of 765 amino acids. Gene Ontology annotation, biological process: defense response; regulation of transcription by RNA polymerase II; cell surface receptor signaling pathway via JAK-STAT. The transcript is spliced from 24 exons.